AUGAACAGAGAGGAGAGCCCCGCUCAAGUUGAGGCAAAGUUCAGAGAGAUCCUCUCUGAGGCACCUCUCACUCUGGAUCAUAUCAGAGACUCGAUAUACCCCUUUAGCAUCGGCUCUGAAGACACCAUCGAGACUGUGUUCGAGUAUAUGGUUGAACAGGUAACCGACAAGACCGAUACAGAGGCUGAGAAGUACGGCCUCGUAGGAUACAACUACGGUAAUAGUUUCGCCAAGUCACAUGACUCUCCAGAUAUGGAGCUGGAGGAUGAAGAACCAGAGGAUGGCUACGUCAUCGAGAACACCCCAGAUGUUGUGAUGGAGGGCGAGGAAGAAGAGAAUUACGAAGAGGAUUACGAAGCCUCCGAGGAUUCUGAAGAGCUUCCAGGUAACGACAACAUGGAGGGCAUUACUUCACCUACUCUUUCGGAUGAGAGUCUUCCUUCUACUAUAGGUCCAUCGUCUCCUCAUGAUCUUCCUAAUAUUGACGAAGAUGAUAUUAUAGGUAUUACUGCUCUAGAUCAGCUUAAUAAUAAUCGUCAAAAGACUCCUUCUCCCCCUGGUGGUGAGUUGCCGAACAAGGAUGAUUGGUCAGAUACUGUGGUCAACACUUCCCCCCCGCCUUCACUCACGCCGUCUGAAAUUGAGGCAAAUUUUCCAGCUCUUCCUAAUUACUCGUCUUCUCUUUCGGGUACUCAGGUCCCGUCUUCACCUCCUGUAAUCCCAUCUUCACUUCUUGCGGGCGGGUCUUUAUCUCCUCCGCCGACGGUACCAGGAGCACAGGUCGGGGUAGGAGCAAAUGUCGAACUCAAGACAUCACCUGCAGGAUCGAAAAAGUCAAGCUCGCCUUUGUCCGACCCCGGUAGCAUCCUCAAAGGUAGCACCCCUACUCCCCCACCAGUCACGCCAACAAGUCCGGGGGGCUCAUCUUCCACGUCCACUCUCUCCAGCCCCCGUACCAUCCCCACUCCCAGCCCCUCUUCCCCACCAGCCACACCAACAACUCCCGGGGGCCCAUCUUCCACGUCCUCUCUCUCCAGCCCCCGUACCAUCCCCACUCCUAGCCCCUCUCCCCCCGCAGCCGGAACCAAGCGUGCGGCCCCCACAACGGGAGGACAACCCCGCCCCAAGCGAGUACGCAACCCCGUUCCGCCAGCCAGGAAGCAAACUGCUAAGGUAGCAAAGGCGGGUCAGGUGGUGUUGCAGUGCACAGGUCAGACUAGGAGGGGCGCGAGGUGUGGCUUUACCAAGCAGAUGCCUCAAGGAACUCAGACGUGGGACUGUGGACGUCAUAACAGGUAG
Molecule: messenger RNA, 1299 nt
Organism: Pyrenophora tritici-repentis Pt-1C-BFP
Lineage: Eukaryota; Fungi; Ascomycota; Dothideomycetes; Pleosporales; Pleosporaceae
Source: RefSeq, a predicted model, not a curated record